This is a messenger RNA of Babesia bovis T2Bo, 6216 nucleotides long. RefSeq lists its product as uncharacterized. The record is from RefSeq and is a predicted model, not a curated record. Bases 11 to 6166 code for a protein of 2051 amino acids. NCBI's taxonomy places the organism in Eukaryota, Apicomplexa, Aconoidasida, Piroplasmida, Babesiidae. The transcript has a single exon.
AUUUAGCAGGAUGGAAGGUAAGCCGGCGGGAGGCGACGGGGUUAUCCCUGAUGACGCGUCUCAGGACUCGCAAGUCAACAUGACGGAAGAGGAAAAUAACAUGGAUCAAAUGAUGAUUAAAAGUAUUGGGAUAGACCGCUUUUGUUCAGCAGAUGCUUCCCAUGACACUAUACUCACGACGAUGUACGAUACAGGAGAGUCGUCCUAUGGUAAAGGCUACUUCCUUCAGCCCUUAGCUGAAGAUGUGGACUGUACAAUGGGAAUCCCAAUGUGCAAUGAUGUAAUUCUAAUGAGACAUCAUGAAAAAUACCACUGCGAAAGUGCAAUACCAUCUCUAUUCACGCACUUCCUUGAAUGCGGCACCGCCGUAAGAUAUGUGCACGAUUUCUCUAUAUAUACACCAACGUGCGAUAGAAUGGUGCCGCUGGACCAACUUGGAAGGUUAUUCCAAACCAUGGUUUUGGUGGGAAAGGUCAAGCUUGUGUCCACAGUAAUGGAUGAUGACCAAAUCCAAAAGGAAAUACAACAACUUCUUGUAAAUGGAGUCUCUCCUGACCAUGUACGGGUAAAGCAAGGGAAAAAGUCAAAAACUAUCGGCGUGAGGAUAACCAUAGUCGACUUCUUCUUCGACCACGGGACCGAAAUUGCAGACAUACCAGCUUUAUACGUUGUCAGUGAACAUGAUAUCUACUACCGCCUGGACAAAGUGGCAGCACGUUACUUAGCCAACUUUGAGACGUUUAUUGUUGUAUUUAACCUAGCAGCCAGCAUGGCAAAGGCAUACCAAAGAAAUCGCAACUGUGCAUUAAAUGACGUUGUGACCGAUGCAGCAGCGGCCGAUAAUCCCGCUCUCAACAUUUGGGGCGACCCUUUACACAUACCAGGAUUCACAGAAGUUGAUGUUUACAAAACUAUAGAGGUGCUAUACAAGGAGUGCUUAUAUCAGCAUAUUUUCCUGCAGCCGUGCCGAACUGCAGUAGAGGAUAUAAGAAUGGGCAUAUUUCCAGAAUCAGCAUUUAUAACCGGCGAUAUAGAUGGAAUUAUGGCCAGAGAUGUAAGUGGAUCACUGGAAAGUCCAUCAUCACACAUGUCAUCCGAGAUUUUGAGUCCGUUUCCUCAAAUGACAGCUGAUACCAUGGUACAAAGCGGAAGCUUUGGACAUGGUGAUCACACAGUCAAUGUGAAAAAUGCAAAAUAUAUAGACUCAGGUGUGUUGAUGAUGGAUAUACUAGAAACGAUGAGAGACCACCAACCGUUGUAUUUCUUCGACGAGGAAUUUGUCUUACCAGAACACUCAACAGCAUACUCGCUGAUCGAAAAAUACAACAACGCGGUAUACCCAUCUUUCGUUAGUGCAGAUGGGAUGCCAAUGAAACGACCAUGGUUUGGAGGAUUUUACCGUCAAUACGAGCCAGAUGUAAUGCCCGUCACAUGGAUGGAACCAGCCGAAGUUACAAAACCAACUAAGCCAACCAAAGCACAGAAGACACAGAACGCCCAAAAAGGUCCUAAGGCGCUCAAGGGGGCUAAAGCUUCAGAAGGUACUUCACCACCGGGAUCGCCGCAAUUACCUGAAAUUAAAAGCAAGGUGUCAGGCAGAAUAAUCAAGCGCACCACUAAACUAACAGAGCCUGAGGACCGAGCCCGUCCAUCUGCGGAGGACCAAUCAGGAUCAUCAAAGAGAGCGAAUACUACAGCUGUAGUAGAUGAAGCCACGCUUCGUAAACAGAAAAUGCUUAUAGAAAAGGAAAAAAUGUGCAACGCAUUGCUACUGCCCGUUGACUUUGAUUACUGUGCUUACAACACUACCAGCGAGUUAUCAGGCGAUGAAGCGGGAAAUGACCCAGUAGCACUGCUGAACGAUUUUGAACUAGAAUUAAAGGACGCAAGGUAUUAUCCUAGGGACUUACCAUUACGUACCUUGCGCUUUUACGGAGCUGAUGAUCUUUUGGAUAUCGCAUUUGUUUGCCGAAACUUCUCGACCAGUUCUUCAGUGAUGGAACCUGCAUUGCCGAAGUUCACUUUCGAAGAACUUGAACGAAAUCUCCUCCAUGCGACAAGCGUUGACCUAUACAAGCCACUUGACCCAUCAACGUUCGUCUUUGGAAAACCGGAUUGCUUAUGUUUGUUACUGAAGCAAGAAAAUGGCUGUUUCAGUAAGUUGGGUAAAAUUCAGGCAAAACUAGAAGGACUACAUGUUGGAAUUAUUAGACCCCUGCUAGAUUACUGCCGCUUUGAAGGGUUUGAAUUUAGAUUGAUGCUACUCCGAGAACAGUGCGAUAUCCCAGAUAGAAAGAGAGAUAACUUCGAAAAGGAAAUAAUCGCUGCAGUACAGGAUACUGAAACUUUGGUGCACUUCCUAACGACACAUGGUGGGUGCUUGUACCGUGGACGGUUCAAGAGUACGCUACCAGAGUCAUAUUCGCCAAUGCCAUAUAUUAAUGGAAUACGCUGGAAUAAGAGGUUCAAGCAGGUUGAAAGGUUGCUCUCAGCGCUGAAGUCACAUAAAUACACGAACGCAGGUCAUGAGUAUAGACAGGAUGCUGUUGUUAUCAAACUAGACAAACGGCUUGCAUCUGUACCAAUAGAUAUCAUGAUAGAAGGCAGGAAACGAUUAACCGAGUACAGUGCAAUAUAUCCAUCAAACGUUUUUGAAGUGCUACCCACGUUUAAUAGAAAAUUCAAAAUUUGGCCACCUGAAAUACCGACGAGGAAGGAAGCAGAACCUUCGAAGAUUAUAAAUAAGUUGAAUCAAAAGUUGGACGGAUACCUUCGGUCAGCCUUUUUUGUUGAACAAAUUACAAAAGCUCCGGAAGUAGAAAUAGAAUACGGGUUCCAAGAACCAUUAGGACUCUUAAAAGCGGAUAUCGUUAUGCGUCCAGAGAUGAUAACAUCAUUUACAUGGGCAUUUUUAUUGCGUAUAUAUCUUUUCUAUGCAUUCUAUACAUGUCGCCACAAAUAUGUAUUCAAGCUGAACACAACAACCGGGGGUGAGAUGCCACAAUCUGGAAUUAAUUCAAUCGAUGAAGAAGAUGAUGAAGAUGAUGAUUUUCCCACAGAAAACCCACUGAAGAAUAAAUUAAUGGACUUUACAACAGAUAUAGAAAAGGGUGCACAAAUAAAAAGGCGUAGAGGAACCAAAAGGGAAAGAAUUGCAUCAUCUGAUUUCGAAGAUGAGGAUGAUGAGGAAGAAGACGAAGGUGAUGAUGAAGACGAUGUCUAUCAAGAGGAUGUUGAUGAAGUAGGACGGAUGAAUAGACGAAGAGGAUGGGGAAACAACCGUUAUUCCCCCUACUACGACUUUGAAUUGGAUUGGUACCCAGAUGAAGAGCGUAUAAAGCACAUGUUCCAAGGGGCAAUAGCAGCUGACGCAAUGAAAAUUAUAUUCGAAAAAAUGAGAAAGGUCAGUUUCUAUGAGCUGGAAGCCAGAGACCGAUUAUUGUUGUUGCGCUGGUUAGGAGAAUUGCUCACAUCCCGCGCAAAUGCAAAGAGAUAUGUUGAUCAAAGGAAUGAUGAAUUCUACGCUUUGAAAUUGUUGAUAACAAAGGCAGAUGGUGUCCAAAAUCCUAGCAACGCAAAUUCUGAAGCCCAAGGUGAUGACAGUGAAAGGGGAGAAGGGGAUGAUACCUCUGGAGCCACAGGAAAAAAUGACAGUGAAGAUGUCAACACCCCAAGGGAUAAACCUAACAAAAAGAAUGGCACAUCUACUGCUAAUACAAUCCAGGUGAAAACGGAAGAUCAUAAUGGCCAUGAUCCAGCAUCUGAAACCAUUGUAAAAACUGACGAACAGGAAUCGAAGCAAAAUGGUGCCAACACUGCCACAGCCAACCCUAAAGCUGUCAAAGUAGAAAAUGAUAUUAAAGAUGGAGAUGACAAUUCGACGGACGAUGCUGACAGUAACGUUAAAACAGCAGAUGUAUCACAAAACCCUUUGGUGUCAGAUAUGACCAGAAAAAAGAAACCAAGAGAAAUUAUGCGGGAUUUGGCAGAGCUGGAAGAACGAUAUAUGCAAACAAAUUACCACCUGGGUAGAGAUCGUUUCUAUAACGACUACUAUUACUUCGGAUCUGAUCUAGGAUGCCGUAUAUACGUCCGUACUCUUCCAUCUAUACGGUUCACAGCACAAAGGGUGGCACUCAGAAGUAAGCAAUUGCGCACCCCGUCAUUCACUGCUGACAAAUUCAAGUUUAACAUUAACGACUAUGCGAAGCAACUAGAGGAAAACCGAGUUUUUGAGACCGAUGGUAAACGAGGACGUCACAAGAGAUCGGAUGGUAAGGAUAGUGGCCCAGAUGUUAAAGAUAUGGACCAAUCACUAAACAAAGACGGCAGUGUGGCAAAUACGCCUCGUGGAAAUGGUGAAGAAACUAAUGCACCCGCUGCCAAGGAUGAGAGCAACCCGCAAAUGGUUAAACGUAAGAAACAGAAAGGACGUAAACCUAAAAUAACCAAACCAUACCUGAGACGCAGUCGUGAAUUUUUCGAUAGGCAGCCUACAGACUUUGCAAAUGUACAGGAAUAUAUCAAGUAUCUGAUAAAUAUCCCCCCUCGUUUGUGCUGGGCUGUCAUGGACAAUCCCAAGGAAGUUCGGAUGUUUAUAGAACGUCUGUCACCCAUGACAACGAACGAACGUGCUUUGCAGGCUAAGCUUUCGAUGAUGGAAGUAGAAAUGAAACGAUUAAGUGUCGUAGAAACGGAACGUAUAGAAUGUUGGAAAGCUCCAACAAUACAAGGACAAGUGCUCACUACACUUUUAUGUGGGUUGGAGGCUUUCAUACCAAAAAUUCUAGGGAUGCUGGGUUCUACUCUAAUGCGUUAUAAUAGCCUAUCUAAGAUUCCCUGUGGCAUGGAGAACAAUAACGAUGAAAAGAAAAAUGCAUGCCAAGAAAAUGGCGUCGGGGAUGUAAAUGCUAAUACAGUGCCAUUUGUCAGAUCUACAGAAGAUAAACAAGGACAAAAUGAUAAAUAUGCCGAUAGUCAGGUUGCUGUAAGGAUUGGCUCCCAUCUCUAUCGUGGGAUAAUCAAUGCCAACGAGAUGCUGAUGCAGUUCAUUAAUACCAGUGUCCGCCAAAUGUUAGCUGGAUGCUGUGGAAAUAUGAUGGGAGUAGCGUCACAGGUUAUGACAGUAAUGGAGAUAAUAAUUUUGAUUGAGUCAUUGCUCCACUUGUACUGUGAUUCAGAAACAUGGGCAAGAAAUCGCUUUGGAUGGCAACAACAAAUAGAAUUGUUAUACCAAGAGCUUAUUGAGCACUUCCCUGAUGUUGGGGAUGGUUACAGUUUCAAAGGAAAUUGUGAAUGCAUGAUUAGACUGGCGGGAACCGCCCUGAAACAACAGGAGAGAAUACUAGUUCGUAUCGUUGAAGAGAUUGGUAUAUGGUUCCAUUAUGUAUAUAUUUUCAACAUGGAUCGUAUAAACCUGUUGCAACGAUACAGGCUAAGCUUCAACUCCGCUAUUGAUAUACAACGACCUACCCUGAUCUGUCAAUAUCUAUCCAACCUUGAUCAACAAUCUGUGGUUUACCUGUUCGGAGGAUACAGGGAAUGGCUCCUGUCGCUAUAUCGCAAUGACGCAUUUCCCCGUGACCUUUUUGAUGAAAUGCUGAGGGAAUACUUAGGUGAUGAACUUGGGGAAGAUGACGUUGUGCUGGAGAUCUUAGAGAAUGUGGAACCGAAGGUUCCCAUGGAGACCCUUGAGGGCUAUAUCGAAUCGGUUUGGUUCUUCGAAGUUCCUGGCUUCGGAAAGAUUGCACGUUGUGUUAUUCGUAGCGUUGAGUACGAUAUAGAUAUUAAUGGAGUGAGCAAAGAAGUUGAGGAAGGACAUCUCGUUCCAUAUUUACAGCAUUUGGAUGACACAACACGUGACGAAGACGAUGAUCCGGAACAAUGGGAUCGACCUCCGCGAGGAAAUGCAAGGAAAUCCCAAAAUUUCGUUGUAUACGCACCUUUGGAUUCGGUGGACCGUGAGUGCGAAUUCAUUCUACCUAUGGAGUUUGUGAAAAAAUAUCUGAGCCAUACAUGGCGUCAUUCAAUGCAAUGUAUGUGGCGUGGUGAAAAGGCGCAGGUUAUUCGAGUCUGCUAUGGUCUCGCUGACAUCUGGCAUAUGCUAGAGAUAGACACUGAUAAUGGCAUCCACAUGGUUAACCUCUGGGAUGUUACUCCUGUCUAGGCAUUUUUGCCAGAUAUAACAAAUGCUCAAAGUAAUUGUACUCAAACAAC